Molecule: messenger RNA, 2067 nt
Organism: Penicillium hordei
Lineage: Eukaryota; Fungi; Ascomycota; Eurotiomycetes; Eurotiales; Aspergillaceae
Exons: 9
Coding region: 1-2067 (688 amino acids)
Biological process (GO): DNA-templated transcription; regulation of DNA-templated transcription
Molecular function (GO): zinc ion binding; DNA binding; DNA-binding transcription factor activity, RNA polymerase II-specific
Source: RefSeq, a predicted model, not a curated record
AUGGCGGGCAAUGGAAGAGUCACAAAACGGUCGUCAAAUGCUUGUGUGCGAUGCCGGAGACAAAAGAUCAAAUGUUCCGGGUCGCAGCCAUGCGACGGGUGCAGCAAGCGAAAGCUUAGCUGCAUAUUCAACGAUCGUGAUCAGAAGAUCCUGGUAACAAGAGGCUACAUUCUGGAGCUGCAGCAGAAGAUCGCGCGUAUAGAGCAGAGCGAGAAGGGCCAAGUGAGCCCUUUCAGCUCGAAUUUCGAUACUCAAAUUGAUCGCGAAGACGUACCUCCUUUGGAGAGGACUAGUACUCCAGAGGAGCAUGAUGAGGACCAGAACCUGGAGGAUUUGGACCCCGGGCUAGCCAACCCGUUAUCAUCCGGUCCUCCUGCUUUUAUGUCUGCACCAAAUGGCCGCACAUUCUAUCUUGGAACAUCAUCCAACUGGUCGUUCACUCGACGAGUUCUCAGCUUGGCACAUCAGCACCUCUAUCAGGAUGCACUACCCACAGAAACUUUGAUAUUUGAUGAAACGACCUAUGAACUGGGAUGGGACGGGUUACGAACAACCCCGGGCCCAGAUGUCCCGGUCGUCCCGACUCGUGACCAUACCAUGUACCUGAUCAACGCCGUGCAAUUCCGGUGCGGGCAAUUGUAUCAUCUUUUUGAAGAAGAUGAGUUUAUGAGCUCUUUGCAGCAGUUUUACUCAGGAGAUGGGCAUUCCAUGACAAACAGCUUGUGGUACAUCCAUUUCCUCCUGAUAUUGGCUUUUGGGAAAGGAUUCGUUCAGCCCAAGGCUCAAGGUAAAAAGCCACCGGGGGUGUGCUAUUUCGUCAAAGCUUUGCAACUUCUGCCUGACCCGACUGCUCUUUACCGGGAUCCUACGCUGGGAACGGAAAUCCUAUGUUGCAUCGCCUUAUACUACCAGUGUGUUGACUAUCGAACAUCGGCACAUAACUACAUUGGCCAAGCCAUGCGGAUAGCUAUGGCACAAGGAAUGCACACUAGUAUGCCAGUUGAAGAUUUAGGACACGGCAUGGUCCAAAGAUGCGGCAAAAUUUGGUGGACCAUUUAUAUUCUGGACCGAGAAAUGACAUCGUUGAUGGGUCUGCCUCAGUCGAUCAAUGACCGACAUGUGCAAACCCAGCUUCCUACCUUUGCAGACCCAUCGGAGACAAUGUCAUUAGGCAUGCACAUCAAGUUGUCCCAGAUCAUUGCCGAGGUGAACAGUACAAUAUAUGUUGUCAAUGGACGCAUCAACCGGACUUUUCUGCUGAGCACCAAAUCAGCUUUGGCGAACAUCGCAGGGCUUGCCGAUGAGCUUCGCAAGUCAUUCCCGCUACACUUGGAUCCAGGCAGCGGCGUUUCUCGAAUAUCAGCAUAUUUACAUCUUCAAUAUCACCAGUGUAUCAUCCUAGCCACCCGACCUCUCCUAUUCUGCUUUCUUAAAAUCCGCUUUGAGUCCCCAGAAAACUGCCUGGAAUCCCUCAAUGCAUCCCGAAACGUCCGAAACUUGAUGCAGAUGUGUCUUGAAUCUGCCCAGCACAUCAUCAGUAUUCUCUCCAGUUUACAGAGCCAAGGUCUGCUAGAAACCUUCCUCCCCUUCGAUCUAGAAUCAGUCUUCGUAUCCACAAUCAUCCUCCUGAUGGGGCCGGCAAUCGACCCGCGAGUACUAGAAAGCCACCCUAACUGGCUAGAGAAAGCCUAUGCCAUCUUCGACGAAAUGAUCAGAGACGGAAACCAAGUUGCUAAAUUCCGGCGAUCAGAGCUCCAGCAGCUACGUGAGACAUUAACAGGAUGUCUCUCUGGUGAUCAGCCUCGACACUUAGCAGUCCCUGAAUUCUUCCAACAACCCAAUGUUCUUCCGGGCCCAGCUUCCCCUUCUGCAACACCGAUUCCUGGUGCUAUACCUCAAUCUGUUCGAUAUAACGAUGCGCUUCUAAGGCCAGAUCCUGAUUUUGAUGUGGAGUGUGAUUUCAGCACGAUGCUGACUUCGGCUGAGAUUAUGGCUGUUGCGGACUCGAUUGAGAGUUAUGAUACUGAGUGGGUGUCUAAUGCGAUAAUUGAACAUAGUAUAUGGUAG